Messenger RNA from Microplitis mediator, 624 nucleotides. RefSeq lists its product as uncharacterized. The transcript has a single exon. Bases 1 to 624 code for a protein of 207 amino acids. Gene Ontology annotation, molecular function: nucleic acid binding. Gene Ontology annotation, biological process: DNA integration. The record is from RefSeq and is a predicted model, not a curated record. Lineage: Eukaryota; Metazoa; Arthropoda; Insecta; Hymenoptera; Braconidae.
AUGAAAUUGUACGGAAUAAAUCACCUACACACCACGUCGUAUCACCCGCAAGCCAACGGUCUCGUCGAACGUUUACAUCGUCAGCUGAAAUCAGCACUUUUGUGUCAUCAAGAGUCGUGGUAUGACGCAUUACCAGCCGUUUUGCUCGGCUUACGCGUUGCCUGUAAAGACGACAUACAGACGACAUCGGCUGAAUUAGUAUACGGUGAACCUAUCCGACUACCCGGUGAGUUACUUACUCCCACUAAAAAAACUACGCCUCAUGACAUCGUCAAUACUCUAAAACGUCAUUUUAACUUAUUGGCACCGGCUGAAAUGUCGCAUCACGGCAAGCAUUCUGCUUUCUGUUUCAGGAACCUUAGUAUUUGCAGCCACGUACUGGUACGGAAUGACCAGAUCAAACCAUCUUUCUCGCCGCCGUACAAGGGUCCAUAUCGUGUAAUAACUCGACACGAUAAAUACUUUAUUGUCGAAUAUCGAGGACUGCAAAUCGUCAUUCCAAUAGACAGAUUGAAGCCGGUUUACGAGGCAAAUUCAGUCAACACGGCGACGAUGAUAGCGAACUCCCAGCCGAAUAACACAGCAACCGAGACCAAAAAACGCCGAGUCCGGUUUAACAUUUGA